CACAACCCGAGAACAUCCGCCGCCCGUUGCGCAAUUCGACGAGAAAACCCCACAGCCUGCACCUCGGGGACGCCGGCGCGGAGGGAUGGAGUGCCACGCCCUACAGUGAUUUCUCCCCCGCUCCGAUCCCCGGCGCAUGACCGGGUCGGCUGGCCUAUGCAUCGCAGCAGGAGUUGUCGUCGAUUGCCCCUGCCUGCCCCAGUUAAUCCCGCCCGGUCGCAAUCCAGCAUUAGAGGCGCCGAUCUCCUGCCCCGUCCUGCCCUGUGGAUUAUCGACAGCGGCGCCGGAUACCACGGAAGAGAAGGAAGACAAGGAAGGGGCCGAAACUAACUUGCUUGUGCCGGGGCAAGGACGAGAUCGAGGGCAGCCGAGCCGGUACCCGAAACUCUAGGCGAGGUUCCCACAAUAGAAGUAUACCCAAUGGAUCGUGGAGGUUCUCAAAAGAAAAGACAUAAAUCUGUUACAAAUGUUGACAUCAUCAGUAAUCUACCUGAUGUUAUUAAAGACAAAAUUCUCUGCUGUUUGCCAAUAAAAGAAGCUGUAAGAACAUGUCUCUUGUCAAGGAAAUGGAGGUACACAUGGGCUUCAAUGACUGAAUUGAUGUUCAGAGAAGAUGAUUUUGCUUUAGGCAAUGGUAAUGAAGACGGUGACAGCGACAGAUUUGUUUACUUCGUCAUAACGUUUCUCUCCCUCCAUGAUGGCCCUAUUUUGAAGUUUGAAAUGAAUGCUCGACGGGUUCACAUGUUUUCUCCUGGAGGACACAUCCACAGGUGGAUGCUUAUGCUGUCAAGAAAUGGAAUAAAAGAAAUUCAAAUUAAGACAAGGAUAUGGAGGAAUUACAAAAUCCCUUCUUCUUUCUUCUCAUGCGUGGAAUUGGAAUAUGCUUGCCUGCAAGGAUGUAUAUUCCAGUUGCCACCUCUGUUUGCAGGCUUUAAGCGGAUGCGUACCCUUCAUUUCGUUGAGUUCUGUGCAACGGAAAACAAUAUUGGGGAAUUAGUAGCGAGCUGCCCGAACUUGGAGGAACUUAUUCUCUCCAGGUUGCUCAGCUUUGCUGAUAUCACCAUCCACUCAACAAAGCUCAAAGUCCUAAGAGUUGAUGGCAUGUUUAAACAUCUCAAUCUUGUGACGCCGCACGUCUCUUCAGCAGUGAUUAACCUGCAAGUUAACACUGGUUAUGUCAAAAGGGCUGGGUCCAACUUUAAUCUUUCCCAAUUCAUUGGUUCUCUUUUGGAUAUUGAAAAUAUUUCAUUGCUCGGGCACGCUUUUGAGUGUGCAGCACAUGGAAUCGUGCCUGGUAAACUACCGAGAUCGUUAAAUCGGCUGACCGAGAUAACCCUGGAGCUUGACCUUGGUAACCUGAAGGAAGCAAACGCGGCUCACUGUUUGUUUCAAAUUGCUCCCAACUUGCGACGCAUGGAGCUACAGCUUAUGCACAGGGGCUAUUCUGCACCCACCUCGAGUUUCUGGGACUCGGUUGAUCGUCAGGAUUGUCUCUUCAAGAACCUUUACACAGUUGUCAUGAACAACUUCACUGGUUCCUGUGCAGAGUCAGGCUUCUUGAAACUUCUGCUCGAUGACGCGCCUGUACUUAGAAGUGCGCGGAUAGAAGACAACAACAAACUGGACAAAGAAUCCCUCAAACGCCUCCUGAAGAUGAGAAGAGCAUCCAAGGACGCAGAAAUAAUCCUCCUUUGAGGCGUGGUCCCCUGGCUCCAGUAGAUGCCCACUGUUCUUUCCUGGUGAAGCGAUUUGGUCUGCUGUGUUAUAGGUUUUAUUCAACUAGGCGUUUGGGCACAACUUCGUCUGAACAAAAGUUGUGUCUUCGCGUAUACCUGUGUUUCAGUGUGUCACCUUCAGC
This is a messenger RNA of Zea mays, 1858 nucleotides long. RefSeq lists its product as uncharacterized. The coding region runs from base 421 to 1695 and encodes 424 amino acids. The transcript is spliced from 4 exons. The record is from RefSeq and is marked predicted. Lineage: Eukaryota; Viridiplantae; Streptophyta; Magnoliopsida; Poales; Poaceae. Gene Ontology annotation, molecular function: protein binding.